Jaculus jaculus (lesser Egyptian jerboa) is the source of this 3400-nucleotide messenger RNA. It is a transcript of the gene Znf75a, whose product is annotated as zinc finger protein 75a. Gene Ontology annotation, biological process: negative regulation of transcription by RNA polymerase II. The record is from RefSeq and is a predicted model, not a curated record. Lineage: Eukaryota; Metazoa; Chordata; Mammalia; Rodentia; Dipodidae. The transcript has 7 exons. The coding region runs from base 212 to 1705 and encodes 497 amino acids. Gene Ontology annotation, molecular function: RNA polymerase II cis-regulatory region sequence-specific DNA binding; DNA-binding transcription repressor activity, RNA polymerase II-specific.
GGUCGCGCGGCCCCCGCUCACCUCAGAGCCGCGGCCGCUCGGACGGCGGCUCGCAGGGGACACGCCCGAGGGAGCGGCCGCCGCCGAGCUGUCUGAGUGCCUUUAGAAAGAAGACAAUUAAAGUGACGUUUGUACUAGACCAGCUGUGGCCUUGGUUGCAAGUGGUGGCACCAGAAAAGUGUCAGAGAAGAAGAACUGGUGCCGGAGCAGAAUGAUGAUGGUAAAUCUGAAGGUGGUUGAAUAUUUGGACCCUCAGAUCAGAGCUCUGUGGGAAACCAAGGAGCCUGUGUUAGCAGGGUCUAGUGAAACACCUAUUUCACUAGCAAGCAGUCUUGAACCCAAGAACUCUUGUUGGCACUUCUGGAACUUCAGGUAUCACAAAGCAGCCGGACCCCGGGAGGCUGUCAGCCAGCUUCGGGAGCUCUGUCAUCUGUGGCUGAGACCAGAGAUCCACUCAAAAGAACAGAUCUUGGAACUACUUGUGCUAGAGCAGUUUCUAACCAUUCUGCCAAUGGACAUGCAAAUUCAGAUGCAGAAGCACCGUCCACAGAGCACUGAGGAGGCCGUGGCCCUGGUAGAACACUUGCAGAGAGAAUCUGAUCAAACAAGGAAUGGGGUUGCAGUCCCUGAGCUGGGAAAGGAUGCAAUACUCUUGCAAGAAACAACAGAGACCUCAAGUUUUGAACUGAAGCCAGCAAAGUCUCAAGCACAGGCUGUGCCUGCUCAACAGAUUCUAGCCUUUCCUGAGCAGACAAACACCAAAGACUGGGCAGUGGCACCUGAACUUAUCUUGCCUGAGUCCCAGAGCUUGUUGAAAUUUGAAGAUGUGGCUGUGUAUUUUUCCCAGGAUGAAUGGGAGCUAAUGGAUCUCUCUCAGAAAGUUCUCUACAAUGGCGUAAUGCAGGAAAACUAUGAUACUGUCAUCUCUUUAGCAUUAUCUGUGCUUCCCAAACCUAAAGUGAUUUCCUGUCUAGAACAAGAAGAACAAUGGGUUCAGGGAUCCUCAGAUUUCAAAGACAGUCCCAGGGAAUCUCCUGCAGGGAUAAAUGCCACUGAAAAUCAUCAGCCUUUACCUCUUUCUGACAUAGAAAUACAAACACCAAUUAUAAUAUCAAAAAAGGCUAAAGUUAAGGUUGCACUGAAAACAACAAGCAAACAGAAUCAUGAUGAUACACACAGAGUGGGAAAAUGGCACCAAGAUGUUCAGGUGAAGAAAAGAAAAAAAUUUUCAACAUGGAAACAAGAGCUGCUGAGACUUAUGGAUCUUCACAAGAAAGACCGUGCAGAAGAGAAACCAUUUAAAUGCCAAGAAUGUGGGAAAAGCUUCAGAGUAAGCUCUGACCUCAUUAAGCACCAAAGAAUUCACACUGAAGAGAAACCUUAUAAAUGUCAGCAGUGUGAUAAGAGAUUUAGAUGGAGUUCAGAUCUUAAUAAGCACUUAACCACACACCAAGGGAUAAAACCAUAUAAGUGUUCAUGGUGUGGGAAAAGCUUCAGUCAAAAUACAAAUCUUCACACGCACCAAAGAACUCAUACUGGAGAGAAGCCAUAUUCAUGUCAUGAAUGUGGGAAAAAAUUCAGUCAAAAUUCCCACCUUAUUAAACAUCAGAGAACCCACACAGGUGAGCAGCCGUAUUCAUGUGGUGUAUGCAAGAGAAACUUUAGUAGGCGAUCAAGCCUUCUUAGACACCAGAAACUCCACUGAUGAAUGAAAGUUUGUCCAGAAGACUUUCAUUCCAUGGAACUUAACUAUGAAAUGGCAUGCAGAAUUGUGAAGCAUGAACAAUAUUUCAAAAUUUUAGGGAUUUAGACAUGUUUCACUGGAAGGAAUCAAGGGUUGUGCUGCAGUGAGCACAUCAGUAUACUACUUACUGUUUUUGUUUUUAAAUGGCAGGGAAUUUCUUAACAAAAGAGGUGUUUUCAGAGUAUCCUGAAGAGGGAAGGGCUGCUUUUGGAUUGUAUCUGGGAGAAUAACUAUUUCGGCUUCCUAUAGCUGAUGCAGCCAGUCAGUGUUCUGUGAUCACAGAAUAUUGAUUUUCUAUCUAUUUCAGUCUUGACCAUGUAUGGUAAAAAUACAUGGAUGCUUCCAAGACAGAAAGCAAUAAUGUAUUUUUAUGUUUAGUUGCAAGCCAUUGUCUUCAGCAUAGCAGACAUUUCAGUUUCAACAAUCUAAUGAGGCAGAAACAAAACCUAAUGAAGAGUUUUCCAGGGUCCAAAUUGAAGUUUUUUUCUAUUGUCAUUAGACCCUGUUUACAAAGUUGUCUACUUAGCUGUGAGUACUCUGAUAUUUAAUACAGUGGGAGUUCUGACUGAAUUUUUUCCCACAUUUAAGACAAAGAGCUUGUUCUUGAACACUUUAGCAACUUUACCUUUUGAGUCCUUUUAGCACAAUUUUUAGUGUGUUGAAAUAAUAUUUACAGCCAGGUGUGGUGGUGCACACCUUUAAUACUAGCACUUGGGAGGCAGAGGUAGAAGGAUCACUGUGAGUUCAAGGCCACCCUGAGACUACAUAGUGAAUUCCAGGUCAGCCUGAGCUAGAGUGAGACCCUACCUCGAAAACAAAAAAAAAGAAAGAAAGAAAGAAUGCUUAUUUCAGCCUUAGCUAACCUGCCAGAUGAACUAAAAAUACAUUAUUUUAUGCUUCUCAUUGGUGGUGAUUAGAAACUGAAAAACAUCCUUAAUGAAGUUAUGUGAGAAUAGGUUGGAAUUUAUAGCCAUAUAAGUGUACUGUUAGAUACAAUUUUGUGUAACAAAAGCUAAGAUUUUGCUUACCUUACAAUGUUAAUGGGGAAAAGAAGCCAUGAAAAUUAGCACUUGCCCAAGGAAUGAGUUAAAACUAGUGGGAAUUUAGGAUGUACUCUUUAAUUUAAAAAGUGUAGCCUUUGUUUGUUACUGAAAGCAAGGUAUUUCUGUUCGCUUUAAGAACUGGAAUGUAUGUGUGUAGUCUGGUGGCUCAGUUGGCAUGAAGACCUGGGAAUCUAGUCAGCAGGAGACUGGGUUCCCAAAAGGGAAGGUCUGAGAACUGAUGCUGAGUGCUGAGCAAAGAUGGGCAAGUACAUGUCCAUGUUUUAUCUUGCACUGGAAGUUCUCAGGCAGUUUAUAUCUGUGCCUCUCCAAGCACAGUAUUUUAACAGUAACCUCAGGUGAAAGAGUUCAUAGAUUAUUAAUUGUUUGUAUAACCUGCAGAUUUUCUUAUAACUCACCUAUUUAGCUAUACCAGUGGCUAAAGUAUGUCUCUGUUAGGGCUUUCAGGUAUAUCAGGAAAGAGAUUAAAGAAAUUAUCUCUUCUAAAUUUUAGAAUUUAGACUGAGGAGAUGGCUCAGUACUUAAAGGCACUUGUUUACAAUCCUGCCAGGCUGGGUUUGAUGCCCCAGUACCCACAUAAAGCCAAUGCACAAAG